UUUGUGGUUACCAUGAAUUGUACCCUUAUCUUUCUAUGUUUGAAGCAGUCUACAUUACUUGGAGCAUAGCAAGUUUAAAUGAGGAAAAUAAACAUCUCAAAUCCUAUUGCUCAGGGAAAUUAUCAUUAACAUUGUCAUAGAGUUCUCUUUAGGCGAUAGAAAUAUUUUUACAGAGAUGAAAUCAUACUGUACAUACAGUUUUGUAUCUCAGCUCAAGAUAUCAUUGACUCAAAGAAGUAUUUCCAUAUUAUUAAAAAUUUUUAAUGUCUGCAUAAUGUUCCAUUUUAAGUAGGUACCGUAGUUUACCUCUAUUUCCCUACCAUUGGAUUUCUUAAGUGUUUACCAAUUUCCCUAUUAUAAAAAUGAUAUCACAAACAGAGCAUAAAGGUAUGUCUGUUAUUGAGAUUGCUUCCUAUGAUAGAUUCCUAGAAGUAGCAUUACUAGGUUAAAGAGAACGCAUACUUUUUGAGGCUCUUGGUUCUUUUUACCAGAGGCCUUUCGAAAAACGUAAUAUGAAGCCACAUAUUACUACUAGCAUUGUAAAGGAAUACCAGUAUCACCACAUGGGCAGGGCUUUUUAGUUUCUUUAACUGUAUAUAUAUGUAUACAUAUAUGUAUAUAUAUGUGAAUCUUGUGCUUACUUUUUCCGAAGGCAGACAGUCUAUGGUGUAUUUGUCUAUGCUUGGAUUGUUUGUGCUGGGGUAUUACGCUGUGAUAUUGCACUACUGUGUUAAACACCCAUACUAAAGCAAUUAAUUUUUUUGUAAAUUCUGUAACUUUGUGGCCUUGACAACUGAGCCAGUCCUUUGGAGAAUAAGCAAUCCUGUUCUUCAUGCUAGGACAAUGAAAAGUGCCAAAGGUAUGAGAGAAAAGCCUGACAGCUAGAAAACUGGACUUAGAAGUCAGAUGCCCUAGGUUCUGUUCCCGGCUCCAUUUGUCAAUGUGUGUCAUGGGCAAAUUUGAUUAAGGAACUUGACCAAUCUGUAAAACGGGGAUAAUAUGUCUCACCUUAUAGGGAUGUCAGAGGGAUUAAUGAAAUAUUUUUUCUAAUACAUUUUAUAUUCUUCCAAAAUAGUUUCAAUAUUAGAUACCAAAUAUUUAAGUCAAUCUAAAAUUUGAAUGGUAGAAAUUAAUUUUUAUACUCUCAAACUUUUCCCAGUUUAUUAUUUAAAGCAUUUAUUGUCUACUUAUACAAAGUAUAGAGUGAUUACAGGUUUUCUCCAAAUGUAGCAAAAACUUGAUACUGGACUUCAGGAAAAUUAUUUUGUGCUUUAUAACUUAUACAGUUUACAUAUAUCUUUCAUAUUUAUCAUAUAUAAAAAUAAAAAAGGGAAAUCAAUUAUUGUAAAGAAAACACCUUGAGUUAUCAUGGUGAGUCUAAAAAUAAUAUAAAAUUAUCUUGAUUUCCUAAUUUGUGAUAUUUUAAGAAAGGAGCAAUGAAAUAGUGGAGUGAAAAAUAAUUUAACCUCAUUGCUUGAAUCAAUUUUUUUCCCUUAAUUUGGCAAUGUUCUGUCUAUAGAUCUGCUUUUUCUAAUCUAGAAAGAGUGUUAUGGUAAAAAAAAAAAAUGGGUAUCUUUAGGAUGAGUGUAAGAGUUAGGUAACAAAUUUAAAUAAUUCCUGAACCUUAUUUAGAAAUUUUUAUAGAAAAAUCUCCUGGCAAAAAAACAGCUAUUCUCAACCUCUUUAACCUGACUUUGAGGCUACUUGAGGGCAGAGGCUGUGUCUUAGAUAUCUUUGUAUACCCAGUGUCUAGGACACAGUAGAUGAUUAGUAAAUGUUUACUGAUUGAAUUAAUCUGCUGGUUCAGAUAAGAAAUAAAAGCAAUGCAUGAAGGUCAUCUGCUUCCAAGAUAACUAAUACACCAUAGGAGCUACAAGGUUCUUGGAAAUAAUUAAUACCUUAGGUAAAAAUAAUAGUAGUUUGCACGUGCACUACAUUUUUCUAAAAACUUAAAGCGUAUCACCACUCUUUUUAUUCUCAAAUUUCACUUUUCUGGUGUAGAGGCUAUACUGUGUGCAGAUAUUUUAGAUUGAUUAUAUUUUGAUCACCAAGAGUUUGUGCUUCAUGUAAAGUCGUAUCAUUGAUUAUUUUCUUGGACAGGAUUUUGCUUUUUAGUUUUUGGUUUAUUUUUUCUUUCAGGUACUAAGCUACUUUGAUAAUAGAUUUGUAGGAUUUUUUUUUUUUUAAUAAUUUCAGCAAGAACUCCCUUUUUGAAAUCUUUGGAAUGUCAGUAGUGUUGCAAAAUCAGUUUUAAACUUUUUUUGGCCAUAUUUAGUGAUAACAGCACCUUCCAUUUUGUUUGACUUGUCAUAAAUUAGUUUUGAAAUCUACAUUUAUAAAUUUACUAAUGUAUGUGAUAUUUCUGAUGAAAAUGCUUUCCCCUACUCCAUGCAGAUUUUUGUGCUUCAAUAAAGGAAUAACAUUUGGAAGAAAGGAGCCUCCCUCUGAACCCUGGGAUUUUCUAAAACUCUAGUAAUACCAGGGUAUCUCACAUUGUGUGUGUGUGGUCUAAUGAAUACAGCAAACUGGUAACUGAGCAAGGUUUAAAACCUAAGUGCCAUAAUUUCUACUCCAGUGAUUUUCCUUCUUCAGCACACUACUUCCUCAGUAUGACUGGUAUUUUUUUAGUUUGCAACCUACUCUAGUAAAAGCUAUCCUUUUAAAAUGAUGUAUAUGGGAUGUUAACUGGUCCAAGGACCAGACAGAACAAAUGAAAUGAUUUAUGGAUCCAAAGUGAUUAAGAAGGAGGGUUCAUCUACAGGUUUGUGUAAGGUCAGGACUCUAGAGAUGUGUUUCUGCGAUGGACAGAGAGUAUAGAUUUACCUAGUAGUAAGAGGAUCUGACUCAAGUUGAGAAGUUUGUUUCCAUUGCAGGCCAGAGGGUGCAUUUGAUAUACUAUUCGGUGUUUCUGGGAAACACAUCACAAAUUCUUUCUACCAAGAUUAUUUGCAUCUCAUAAAAAAUCUACCUGUACUCAUGUACUUUUGCCCAGUUUUGUGUUCGUGUGUGUGUAUUUUAAUAACUGAGUUAAAAGCACAGGUUUUGUACACAUCCAUUCACUCAUUCAUUCAUUCAUUCAUCUGUCCAACAAAUAUUAUUUGAGUAUCUCUUGUGUUCCAUGUACUAUGCCAUGGGCUGGCACUGUAGCUCUUAAGAAAAUAGAUAAAGCCCCUGCUGUCAUGGAACUUACAUCUUAAUGAAGCAGGACAGAUAAUCAAUAUAUGAAUAAACAAGGAAAAUACCAAAUUAUAAUAAGAUCCCCCAAAAGACUAAAACAGAGUGAUACAUUUUUUGUUGCUGUUGUUUUUAAUAUGGUCCUUUUAUGGUGGACUACAUAGAUAGGAUGGUGAAGGAGGAGGCAAUAUUUGAAUGAUGGGAAGGAGACAGCAUGCAGAUAUUCAGGAACAGAGCCUUCCAAGGGGAGGGAAGAACACUUGUAAAGGCCCUAUUGUGGGAUAGACUUGGGGUAUUUGAGUGCCAGAUAAUAGACCAGUGUGCCUGGAGGGUAGUGAGUAGGUGUUGGACAUGGAAUCAGAUGAGGCUGUAGAGGUAGUGGGGGCAAGAUUACACAGGACCUUGCAGGCAGCAUCAGGGGGUUCACAUAGUCCUGAGUUUGAAUCUCUACUACUUACUGUGUGACUUCAGAUAAGAUGCUUAAAUUUUGUGACCUUCAGUUUUCUCAUUUGUAAAAUGGGGAUAAUUAUUACUUUGCAAGGUUGUUUAUAAGGACUGGGAUAAUAAAUAUAAAGUGAGUAGUAUUGUGACUGGAAUAUGGUAUACUCAGUAAGUGUAUUCCAAAUAAAAUCUACCUGAAUCCAGAGUCAGUUCCCCCCACUAUAUCAAGGGAGUAAAGCAAUUAUAAUGUGUUGGUUGGUUUUAUAUAGCAUUUAAAAUAGUGACUAUAGAAACUUUAGAGAUGCAAUAAAUCUUUGAUAUUGCAUGAACAACAGCUCUUGCCAGGCAAGGAACUUUAAUGCAUGUUCACAUUCCUCUCAAUGCCUAGCAUAAUGUCUUGUUCCUCCUAGAAAUUCUUAUUAUAUUCAUUGACUAAGUGGAUUUGCAUAUCAGUGUUACUGCUUGACAGCAACAUGCGAAAACUUUUGAAAUAACCUCAGGAAUGUUCAGGUUUUCCCCAAAGGUAUACAUCAGUAUAGCAGCCUCUUCUUUUGACAGUGUUUUGCCCUUAAUUGUACAGGUUGGAAAUGUCAGAAUAGUACAUUAAUCGCCUGAGCUCCAGAUGGCUGGUUUUGUUUUGUCUUGUUUUGUUUAAAGGAGUGUGUAAUGGCUGCAGAGUCCUCUGACUGAUGUCAGAUUUGAGUCGUGUAAAUUGUUGUGUUUAACGUCGAGUAAACAUGCAUUUAAAAAAGUCACGAGUUGUAUUUUUUAUUCUUUGGUGUACGAAACCUUCACUGAAUAUAUUUGAUAAGUUGAAAGCCUCAUUCAUUUUGGGAGGAUGUUUAUAAAGACAUUACCGAUUAUCUUAACUAUUGAUGGUAUUUAACAUCUGCAUCCUACUUUAGGUGGUAGAAGAAAGAAAUGAAGACUUAGAGAUGUGUGUGUGUAUUUUGAAUUGUUAGCUUAUAUUAAUUUUCUCUCCGAGACAUAAAUGACAUGCUAAAAUAAUAACUCAUAGAACGUGGACCAUAAAGAAAUGUUGUUUGUAAAAUUAUUUUGUGGAACCAGAAAUGUGUGUUCUCUUAUGUUCAAAAUUCACAACUUAGGUCUUUAGAAGUAAGAAUGCUACCAGCAGAAGAAACAGAUGGUUAGUAAUCUAUAAAAGUAAUACCAUCAUAUUGGGUAAUAUUACACUUCUGUUUCUAUUGGUAUAACCUCUAACUAUAACAUGAUAUACAUCAUUUAUGGGCCCUAACACUGUUGGUAUUUUUAUCAAUACCGUAUAAAGGCUACAUAUUCAAGUACUAGCUUAGUAUUCUUGUCAGGUUGUCCUUUCAAGUUAGACUAGGGCUUUGGGUAAGCAGCAUUUUGUGAUAUUCAUUGUAUACUAUUUGGGAACUAAAAUUGGUUCUCAUGGAGCAUAGAUGAAUUAUUUAACACAAAGAAGCUUGAAUAACUAUAAAUCUAUCAUUCUUAUAGAAAAUAAAAGCAAAUGUUUGGGUUUGUUAGGUAAAAUCAGUUUAUUGAAGUGAAACAAAUAAAUAAAUAAAAAUCAACUUCCAUGAAUUCUUAGAGUUUGCAUAUACUAACCUAAAUAAAUCAUUCCUAUUUUAAACACUAACCAGAAGAAUAUCCUACUAAAAUACUAUUUUAUUACAAAGAUGUCAGUUUCUUUAAUUAAACUGAAUAUUUAUAGACUAGCUGAUUUUAUUCUCAAUAAGUGGUCACUUAAAAUGUUGCAGUAAUUUUUUAGAGGUCAUUUCACAUAAAGUGAAAAUUUAGCUUCAGUUGCCUAUAUACAAAUUAAAAUCCAUCUCCGUCUUGUUCAUUCUUAUCUAUCUAUAAGAUAUUCUAUCUUGUACUUCUUCUGUUUGCUUCUAAAUAUAAGCACUGCUUAGGGUUUCUUACUUGGCCCUCUAUUCUCACUUUCUGUAUUCUCCUUGGGAAUCUUGAACACAGAUUUAUUAUUAGUAACACAGGCAGUGUAGCCUAGUGGUUACACAUGCAGUCCCUGGAGUCAGACAUACCUGGGAUCAAAUUCAGGCUCUACCUCUUACUAGCAUUGUGACCUUGUUCAAGCUUUCUAAGCCUCAGUUUCUUGGUCUGUAAAACCAUUGUUGUUAGCUGUGUCAAUGACCCCAUGCACAAUGGAACAAAACGUUACCUGGUCCUGAUCGGUUGUAGAUCAGACCUUUGUGAUUCAUAGGAUUUUUAUUGCAUGAUUUUUGGAAGUAGCUCGCCAGGCCUUUCUUCUUUAUCAACCUUACUCUAGAAGAUCUGCCGAAACAUGUUUAGCAUCAUAGCAACAAGCAAGUCUCCACUGACAGAUGGCUGGUAGCUGUGUAUGAGAGGUGCAUUGGCUGGAAAUCCAACCUGGGUCUCCUGCAUGAAAGGCCAAAAUUCUGCCACUGUACCAAUACCUCAGCUGUUAAAACCAAAACACUACUUAAUCUCUUACCUCAGAGGGGCUGCUAAAACCUGGGAAGCAUCUUAGUUCCUCUAUCCUAACUGCCACACCAUCCCCAUUCCAGUUUACUUACCAAGGUGAAUUAAGUCUAUGUCCUAAAACACUCUCUAAACUAGUCUUUUAUUUCUAACAGCAGUGUUAAUGUUAGCUCCUCAUCAUAUUCGCCCUUGGUGUUUUUAAUAGACUGCAAAUAUAUCUACUGUUUUCAUUCUCUCCCCAGCAGCUUCUACACACCUCCUUGUCCAAGCCAUCAUUUAAAAUCCUGUGGAGCACAGUUCUACUCUGACACACAUGGGGUCACCAUGAGUGGCGUCGACUCCAUGGCAACUGGUUAGAUUGUAUUUGGAAAUGACACUCUCCAAGAACCUUCCAGGCUUUUGUUAGCCUCCUCCCUCCUCCUGCAUUAUUAACCUUAUUUUCAGUUAAAAUUUAUUUUACCAGUUUAUAUUCUUCAAGAACAGAUGUUCUACCUGACCUCAGAUAGCUCCACUCACCAACAGGGAGGGCUGAAAAACAGCAAACAUGAAUGUACCCUGUCUUCACAAGAAUAUGUUCAUGAAUUACGAUCCGGUAUUUCAGAUGAGAAACUUCUUAAUUGCCUAGAAUCCUUGAGGGUUUCUUUAACCAGCAAUCCUGUCAGCUGGGUUAACAACUUUGGCCAUGAAGGUCUUGGACUCUUAUUGGAUGUACUUGAAAAGCUUCUGGACAAGAAACAGCAAGAACAUAUUGACAAGAAGAAUCAGUAUAAACUUAUUCAGUGCCUCAAAGCAUUUAUGAAUAAUAAGUUUGGAUUGCAAAGGAUUCUAGGAGAUGAAAGAAGUCUCUUACUAUUGGCAAGAGCAAUUGACCCCAAACAACCCAACAUGAUGACUGAAAUAGUAAAAAUACUUUCUGCUAUUUGCAUUGUUGGAGAAGAGAACAUUCUAGAUAAACUUUUAGGGGCUAUAACUACAGCAGCAGAAAGAAAUAACAGGGAACGAUUUUCACCAAUUGUGGAAGGAUUAGAAAAUCAUGAAGCCUUGCAAUUACAGGUGGCCUGCAUGCAGUUUAUAAAUGCCCUUGUAACUUCUCCUUAUGAGCUUGAUUUUCGAAUACAUUUAAGGAAUGAAUUUCUCCGCUCUGGACUAAAAAGAAUGUUACCAGAUCUAAAAGAAAAAGAGAACGAUGAGCUUGAUAUUCAGUUGAAAGUAUUUGAUGAGAACAAAGAGGACGACCUAACUGAAUUAUCACACCGCCUCAAUGACAUUCGAGCAGAAAUGGAUGAUAUGAAUGAAGUAUACCAUCUUCUGUAUAAUAUGUUGAAGGACACUGCUGCGGAAAAUUACUUAUUAUCCAUUCUACAGCAUUUUUUGCUCAUCAGAAAUGAUUAUUAUGUCAGGCCACAGUAUUACAAAAUAAUUGAGGAGUGUGUUUCACAGAUAGUGCUGCACUGCAGUGGUAUGGACCCAGACUUCAAGUAUAGGCAAAGAUUAGACAUUGAUUUCACGCAUCUGAUAGAUUCAUGUGUGAACAAAGCAAAAGUUGAAGAAAGUGAACAAAAAGCAGUGGAGUUUUCAAAGAAGUUCGAUGAAGAAUUCACAGCCCGGCAGCAAGCUCAAGCUGAGCUUCAAAAAAGAGAAGAAAAAAUCAAAGAGCUCGAAACAGAAAUCCAGCAACUUCGAACCCAGGGGCAUGCACUCUCAGGUUCAUCAGGAAUUUCAGUCCCUCCUCCACCUCCAUUGCUAAGUGUGGGGCCACCCCCACCCCCGCCUCCACCACCACUGCCUCUUGCUGGAGGAAAUCCUCCUCCUCCUCCUCCUCCACCUCCUUUAAUUGGAAUGAACGGCAUACCACCACCACCUUUGUCGGCAGGACCUCCUCUACCACCACCCCUUGGAGGAGUUCCUCCUCUUCCAGGAGCACCACUUGAUCUACCUUUUGGAAUGAAGCAGAAAAAAAUAUAUAAACCUGAAGUGUCCAUGAAGAGAAUUAAUUGGUCAAAGAUUGAGCCCAGAGAAUUAUCUGAGAACUGUUUCUGGUUAAAAGUUAAGGAAGACAAGUUUGAAAAUCCAGAUCUCUUUGCAAAAUUGGCACUGAAUUUUGCUACCCAGAUAAAAGUUCAAAAGAAUGUAGAAGCUUCAGAAGACAAGAAGAUCACGCCUGCAAAGAAGAGAGUGAAAGAAUUGAGAAUUUUAGAUCCCAAGACGGCACAGAAUCUAUCUAUAUUCCUGGGAUCAUAUCGCAUGCCAUAUGAAGAUAUAAAAAACAUUAUUCUGGAGGUUAAUGAAGGCAUGUUGAGUGAGGCCUUAAUCCAGAACCUUGUAAAACAUCUACCUGAGCAGAAGGUACUCAAUGAAUUAGCAGAACUUAAAAAUGAAUAUGAUGACCUCUGUGAGCCUGAACAGUUUGGAGUUGUGAUGAGCUCAGUGAAAAUGUUACGACCUCGUCUCAAUAGCAUUCUUUUCAAGCUCACGUUUGAAGAGCACGUAAACAACAUCAAACCAAGCAUCAUAGCAGUAACUCUUGCCUGUGAAGAACUAAAGAAAAGUGAAAGCUUUAACAAACUUUUAGAGUUAAUUCUUUUGGUUGGAAACUACAUGAACUCAGGCUCAAGAAAUGCCCAGUCGUUGGGGUUUAAGAUCAACUUCCUUUGUAAGAUUAGAGAUACUAAAUCAUCAGAUCAAAAAACAACCCUUUUGCAUUUUCUUGCUGAAAUUUGUGAGGAAAAAUACCCGGAUAUCCUGAAAUUUCCUGAAGAACUGGAGCAUGUAGAAAGUGCAAGCAAAGUUUCAGCUCAAAUUCUCAAGAGCAACCUCACAGCAAUGGAACAACAAAUCAUUCAUCUGGAACGUGACAUCGAGAAAUUCCCCCAAACAGAAGAUCAACAUGAUAAGUUUGUGGAAAAGAUGACGAGCUUUACAAAGAUUGCCAGAGACCAAUAUGACAAACUGUUCACCAUGCACAGCAACAUGAUAAAGCUCUAUGAGAAUCUUGGAGAAUAUUUCAUUUUUGACUCUAACACAGUGAGCAUAGAAGAGUUUUUUGGUGAUCUCAGCAACUUCCGAACUCUCUUUUUGGAAGCAGUGAAAGAAAUCAAUAAGAGAAGGGAAAUGGAAGAGAAGACUAGGAGGGCCAAGCUCGCCAAAGAGAAGGCUGAGCAAGAAAAGUUGGAACGCCAGAAGAAAAAGAAACAACUCAUUGAUAUAAACAAAGAGGGUGAUGAGACUGGCGUGAUGGAUAAUCUUCUAGAAGCGCUACAAUCAGGUGCAGCAUUCCGAGACCGCAGAAAGCGAAUUCCAAGGAAUCCAGAUAACAGACGGGUACCUUUGGAAAGGUCACGCUCUCGCCACAAUGAAGCUAUCUCAUCUAAGUGAUUCCUGAUGCCAAAGAGUAUGAAAAAUAUUUCAGUAAACAAAAUCAUAUGUUUUGAGAAGAACAAAACAUGCGCUCAAGAGAUGGAGACGAAAUAAGUGCAUUUCUGCUAAGAUCAAGCUAAGCUGGAUGAAAUCGUGUGCAUUUGUAGAACUAUUGCAAGAUGCCUCCCGCAAUUAUAUUAAUAUGAACACAAUUAUCAGGAUUAUAAAAAGUGUGUUCCUUUUUAGUGUAAUGAUGUGUGUUAUUUGUUACUGCAUGUGAUCUGAUGGUGAUGACGGAAAUAUAAAAGAUUGAAAAGAGCUAAAGCUGUUCAAAAACACUGUUUGUCAAAAAUUUAUAAACUUACUGAAAUUUGUAGGUGAUCAAAUAAAAAAAGGAGGAAAGAGAAGAAAAAGACUAGAAAGAAGGAAUUAUUCAGUGUCUGGUUCUGAUUCCUAUUAUAUAUAAAAAGAAAAGACCAACAAAAACGUGCAUGUUUAGGAUUUUGGAUAGGCACUAAUGUUGUCCACACUGUAAGAGAAGCCGUUUUGGGAACUCAAAAAAAAUCUCUCCUUAACCCCUGUCAAGUUAUUUAGAAUCUUAUCUCAAGUGAAGGCUGAUGGAUUCAUCUGCUUUGGCUGAAUUUAAACUUAUCAUUAAUCUAGAGUUACGGCAUGAUAUUGCAGGCACUUAUCAUUGCUAAAAAUAAACCAAAGUUUAACAGAAUCAGUUACAGAAAGCAAUUUAAACUUUAUUUAAAGAGGUAUUUUCUAAUUAUGCACAUAUAUCUACUUUAUACAGAUACUUUAUAUGGCUAUUUUUGAGAAGAAAGUUCACAUUUUAAUGUUUAUGCUAGGGAAGAAUCUGAAAAUACUAUUUCUUUUAUUUAGAUUUUAAACACAAAUAUUGAUUCCUAUACUCUAUGCUUUAUUUCUUCUUCUGCUGCUUCUUUCUCCCUAGACCCCCUCGAAGGCAGGGAACAGAGUUCUAGAAGACCUGAGAGAAAACAGAUUUCUCUCUGCAGGAGGCAGCAGAAAACUAUCUGAAAGGUCAAUUGUUUUAUCUAACUUUCUACUCCCCUUUCCAAUUCUGCUUUGGUGGCCUGAAGAAGAAAAAAAGAAAUUCUAUGUUAUGUAUGUAUAUAUGUGUGUAUAUAUUUAUAUCUCCUGCUACAAUUAUUCCAUAUCCCAGUAGCUAAGUGAACUUUUUAAUCAUCAUCAUACUUACCACCUUAUAUUAACAAAUUAAAAUGAUGCCGCCAAAACAACUCUAGAGGGAAAACCAGGCUCUGCAUUUUUCUUAAGUAGACGAGGGAGUAAAAGUUAUGCUUAACUUGUCUAUUAUUUUAAGGUAUGCAUUGAAAUAAUGUGGUAUAACUUCUCUGGAGUGCAGUUUUAAGACUAAUUCAUGCCAAUGAUUGUGAUUAUUGUAACAGAUUUCUUAUAUAGAAAAUCCUACUUCUACUCCUCCAUUGCACAUUAUAACAUUCAGAAAGAACAAAUGACUCACUCAACAAGUCACCAUCUGAAAAAAAACUAAACAAGUGACCAACAGCUUACAGAUUCCUUUAUAUAGACGUAUAAUGAUUCAAACUGCUGCCUUUUCCUCCAAUGCAUCCUUACUUGGGUACUAUACUUCAAAAAACUCUGAAGCUGCUACAAUAGAGAAAUCAAAAAGAGUAUCAGUAUCUGAGGUUUUGCAGUUUUAUCCUAUCUUAAAACACACAUACAUACACACACACAACCUUAAGGGGUAUAUCAAUUUCACACAUUUUUUUAAACAAGAAAAGUUUAGAUUCUACUAACUUAUGUAUAGGCCUAAUGUGUAUAUUUUUGACUUUACAAAGUCUUUUUUGAAAUCUUCAUAAUAUGGCUUCUUUGAGUCUUUUGAUAGCUUUUCAGGCUGUAGGAAAAUGGUAUUUUAAAAUGUUAACCCUGACUAAAAUUUGGGGGCAUUUACCAUGCCAUGUUAUUAAGCUGGUAAGGGUAAAAAUACUGACGUGUUUCACCUUUUCCAGAUGUGAACGUGUCUUAUUUUUUAGUUUGUGAAAACAAAUGAAGAACUAUUAUUGAUAAAUUAUAUAUUUGUAUUUAGACUAAUCCCACGUGCUUUUCACAAAAAUUAAAAAUUGUUCAGAGUCUUUCGUGAACUUCCGAUAAUUGAAUUAAAGAGUCUGCUUCCCAGAUUUAUAAUGGUCCUGCUCUAGCCAUUUGCAGUUUUGUUUUACACAGAAAAGUAUCACUAAAAAAAACACACAGUGACAUUAUUAGUAUGUUGUUGUUGUUAGAUGCUGUCGAGUUGGUUCUGACUCAUAGUGACCCUAUAGAACAGAAUAGAACUGCCCCAUUAUUCGUAUAGAACCAAAUACUACUAAAGUCUUAUUUUGGGUUUAUUACUGCCAUGUAUGAGAAGCACCAUUUAUGUAGAUUUUUUCUAGAAUGUUAUUUUUUUUAAAAAGUGCAAAACCCUUAAAAUGUUUACUAGUUGUAUUAGCUUCCUGUGGCUGCUGUAACAAAUUACCACAAACUUGAUGUCUUAACACAAUAGAAAUUUAUUCUCUCAUAAUUCUGGAGGCCAGAAAUUUGAAAUCAACAUGUCAGCAGCAUUGUGUUCCCUCUGGAAACUCUAGGGGAAAAUCCUUUCCUUGCCUCUUCCAGGCUCUGGUGGCUGUCGACAUUCCUUGGCUUGUGGCCACAUCACUUCAGUCUCUGCCUUCUCUCCUCCUCUUCUCUGUGUGUUCCUCUCUAUGUGUCUGUCUCAAAACUCCCUCUGCUUCUCUUUUAUAAGGAUACAUGUGAUUGUAUUUAGUGCUCACCUGGAUAGUCCAGGAUAAACUACUCCUUUCAAGGUACUUAACUUACUUACAUCUUUUGCCAUAUAAGGUAACAUUCACAGGUUCCAGGGUUAGGACAUGGACAUAUCUUUUGGGAGGCUACCAUUUAACCCACUACAGUUUUCUCUCUGGUCUUCAAAAUGCCAUGUCCAUCCCAUGUGAAAAACACAUUUAUCCCAUCCCAAUAUCCCCAAAAGUCUCACCCCUUUAUAGCAUCAACUCUUAAGUCCAAAGUCCCUUCUAACAGUCAUCAGCUCAAAAGUCCCAAAUCUCAAUCAGGUGUGGGUGAGAUUCUGGGUAUGAUCCAUCCUUGGGUGAAAUUUCUCUCCAUCUGUAGACCUGUGAAACUAGAAAACAUGUUAUCUGCUUCUAAAAUCCAGUGGUGGGACAAGCAGGCAAUAACAGGUAUAGACAUUCCUAUUCCAAAAGGAGGAAAAUGGAAGAUAGAAAGGAAUCACUGGUCCCAAGCAAAUUCUAAAC
Molecule: messenger RNA, 12728 nt
Organism: Trichechus manatus latirostris (Florida manatee)
Lineage: Eukaryota; Metazoa; Chordata; Mammalia; Sirenia; Trichechidae
Gene: DIAPH2
Product: diaphanous related formin 2
Exons: 24
Coding region: 6544-9435 (963 amino acids)
Biological process (GO): actin filament polymerization; actin cytoskeleton organization
Cellular component (GO): actin filament
Molecular function (GO): small GTPase binding; actin binding
Source: RefSeq, a predicted model, not a curated record